Molecule: messenger RNA, 342 nt
Organism: Medioppia subpectinata
Lineage: Eukaryota; Metazoa; Arthropoda; Arachnida; Sarcoptiformes; Oppiidae
Source: the annotation of a GenBank genome assembly
AUGAUUUCAUCGGAAGAUCGUUGCGAACCUGGAUUUACAGACAACUGCUUUAGCGCUGUUCACAAAGACUUACAGCUAAUCAUUAAUUCAAAUAAUACUUCAUUUAAACGAUAUACAAAUGACUAUCUGGAAAAACUUUGCAAUGAAAUAGACGACGCGCUUAAUUGUACGAGUGAUGUGAUCGAUACGGACUGUAGUGAAGAUGAGGGCAGAGGAAGUCAGUCUGUCUGUCUCUAUGUCUGGGAUGACAAUCCAUUGUCUAUCAGCUCCGGUGUUGGAAUGCAACUCAUUUCGUGGAUUGCAUGCAAACCACUGCCGGUUUAUCCUCUAUUCACCACUUGA